Messenger RNA from Oreochromis aureus, 3127 nucleotides. It is a transcript of the gene cfap91, whose product is annotated as cilia and flagella associated protein 91. The transcript is spliced from 17 exons. The record is from RefSeq and is a predicted model, not a curated record. NCBI's taxonomy places the organism in Eukaryota, Metazoa, Chordata, Actinopteri, Cichliformes, Cichlidae. The coding region runs from base 83 to 2341 and encodes 752 amino acids.
UGUCGAAACGACGUCGUAGAAGCUGCCGCCGGCAUGUGAAAUUAGCUGUAAAAAUACUCAAAUGUUUGACUAAAUACAGAAAAUGUGCGCAUCUGUGACUAACACGUUUACCAAGAAGAAUGAUGCUGGUGCAGCUGUUUUGCGUGAACGGGCUUAUGAUUACUUGUACGAUCCCGUUCACACACUGUCAUCGGAGGCAGACCACACCAGGGCCAAUUUCAAGGCCUUUGCGUCCAGGUCUCGAAUAAGGAGAGUACCAGAGUUUGCAUCCAUGUUUAGUGACAACCCACGCUAUACUGUUAAACUAGACCCUGCAGUCCCGGAGCCAGCCUUUAUUGAUCUUCAGUGGCGAGGCCACACAGAACAGCACAAAGAGGCCCUGCAGCAGCUGGCUGGGAUUUCUCCAAAUGCUCAAACAUGGCUGAAAAGCAAGGAGUGCCGUGUAACCGGAGCGGAUUUCUGCAAAUACUUUAAACGCCCUCUCAUUCCCUUUGGGCAGCAGAUACCUCCUAGUGUGAUUUAUGCUUUGCCGAGAGAAGACUUUAUAACGUCUGAUGCUGAGCAACAACCCACCCACUUCACUGUUGGGGUCCAGACAGACUACAGGGAAAGUGAAACACAGACAGACCCGUACAGCCCAGAGUAUGUGAUUCAGCCCGGGACUACUCCCUCAGAGCUCCUGCAGAUGGCAGCUUUGACUUGGGGUCACGGUCUGCCUGCAGGCCUCGCAGAAGUGGAAAUGAUACAGCGAGCCCGUGCCAAGCGAGCUUGGGAGGCCAGUCUUCCUCCACUGAGUGACCUGAGCCAGCUCGACAAGAGGAGGCGUUUAAUGGAAGAGAUGGAGGCCAAAGAGUGGGCUUUCAGAGAAGGAGAAAUCGAGAAGUUGCAAGAGGCUCGUUUAGAGGUGCUAAAGGGCCUUCUGAGGCAGAGAGAUGAGGCUCAGAAAGAUGUCACAAAUGACAGACUGAACCAGAUAUAUUCUAAGCACCAGGAAGACAGGGAGACCAAGCUAAACAAAAUACACGCUGACUACAACAGGUCACUGAGAAAAUUAGAAGCUAAGAGGAAAAAUGUGGAGGGGAAGCUAGAGCGGUGUGUCAUAGCUUCUCAGACAUUUGUCCCCAGGAUCCGCGUUGGCAUUUUUCCCAGCAAGAACAUCAACAGCAUGCUGUCAACAAGACGCUACUUAGACACAUAUGAAGGUUUAGAAGAACUAGAGACGCAACUCAGUGCUACAGUACUGAAGUCAAAGAGAGAAAGAACAAAACCCAAAGUCUCCGAGGAUGUGAUGAAGCCUCCUGAGAGCAGAGCUGUGCAGUUGCUGAAGAAAUACAAGAAUCUCAAGCAGAAGCAGGAUGACCACGCAUCUUUGAGGACUUUACGUUUUCUUCUCAGAAAGGAGACGCCUGUUCCUCAUCCUGUCACUCCCACAGUGGAAACGCCACCUGAGGGGGAAGAAGAGAAAGAACUUGCUGUAAUCUUCUUGCAGAAACUACUGCGAGGACGAAGGAUCCAAUAUGAGAUGUUUAAGGGCAAGGAGAAACAUCAGGAUCUCAUCCGGGAACUGAGGACUAUCCAUGCCCUGAAGAGGGAAGAGCAGGAGCUACAGAAGGCUGACAAAGAGCACGUCAUGAUGCUGAAUAAACAAAGAGACAAACGCAGACUUGAGAUUUUUCAACAGGAAGCGCAUCAAGCUGGAGUAGUAGGGGCAGAACUAGAACAAGUGUUUGACACAUUGUCCAAGGAGCUGAUUCGUCUCCAGGACGAGCGAAGGAUCCACGCCUUUACACUGCUGGCUGAGAGAGACCGUCGAAUGCGAGAGGCCGAGGAGAGUGGAAGGAGGCAGGUAGAGGAGCGAAGACGCAAAGAGGAAGACGAGAUCUUCAGACAAGUGGUGCAGGUCCAUCAGGAGACUGUGGACAUGUAUUUAGAAGAGAUCAUCUUGGGGACCAUUGAGCACAUAGCCGACCAGCAGGCGCGGGAGGAGAUCCACAAGAGGGCAAAGGAGGUCAACGACAUUGCUUAUGCUGUUGAGGAAAGUAGCCGGGAUAAUCUUCAGUCAGAGGAGAUUGUGUCAGAGCUGGUGUACAGCUUCCUUAUCCCGGAGGUAAAGAAGAUCGGUGUCAGGGAAAGAGUGCACCAGAAGCAGCAUAGACACUUACAGGCAGCUCGGAACAUCAUUGAAGGGACUUCAGAUGCUCCUGAGCUCCUGAACAGUACUCUGGAAGCGUCAAAAUUUACCUGUCCUGGUAUAAAAGCUUCCAGUCAAGUCCUGGAAGAGACAAUGAGCCAACCGCUGCAGGGGAAGGAAGCAGAGCAGCACGAUGCUCAAACUGAGUAAAAGAAAAGACUAGAAUAUUAAAAGUGUUCUGCAUUGCAAUCUAUAAUGUCUAAAAGUUGUUGUGAUAUUAUUAAAGUGAUGGUUUAAUAAUCAUUCUGGGUUGUUUUAUAUUGAAGCCAUUUUAUUAGUGUUACUUAAUUAUUUAAUGUUUUGACACCUUGUCUGUCUGUCCACGUAAAAGCAGCUCUUUCAUGUCAGAGCUCGAUGAGAGGCUUUUGUGAAAGCAAAGGGGGCAUAGCAUUGUAAAGAUUAGCUAGGUCAGUGCUGGAGUUUCUCAUGUUCCCCUUACACUACACCUCUAAGCAGUAAUUAAUUUAAUUUAAUUUGACAUGAAAUGUUUGAAGAAGUCUUUCUGCUUUUACUCCACCACGUUUUGGAAACAAAUGUUGUGUUUUAUGCGGUAAAUGAUCUAUUUGAACCCUUUGAAGCAUAGACAUGAAUUAAUUGCCAGAAAUUAUAUAUUUUAUUUAUUUAUUUUGAAAAAGGAGAUUAUUGAACCUUGUGAUGAAUUAAAAAAAAUCUUUAUUAUUGUAGGUGUUUUAAUUUAUGUCAUAUUUGCUACAUCUGUUUUGUAAUUUAUUUAUAUUUAGCUAUGUAUUUCUUUAAAAUGCAUUGUGCAAUUUAUGUAAGUUUUUUGGGGGAAAAACACUCUGAUGAUGAAGAAGCCUCAAAAACUAAUUCAAACAUGAUAAUCCAGGGUUAACCUUAGUUGUUUUUUGUUUGUUUUUGAUUUGAUUGGAUUAUUACAGAUUAAGAUACCCAGCAACACACAAGCAAUUAAAAUAA